Penicillium waksmanii is the source of this 873-nucleotide messenger RNA. RefSeq names its product reverse transcriptase. The transcript has a single exon. NCBI's taxonomy places the organism in Eukaryota, Fungi, Ascomycota, Eurotiomycetes, Eurotiales, Aspergillaceae. The record is from RefSeq and is a predicted model, not a curated record. The coding region runs from base 1 to 873 and encodes 290 amino acids.
AUGAACACAGUCCAGAGAACCGUGUUAAUCAGGAUCUUGUCGUCGUUCAGGACGGUAGCAACCACAAUAUUAGAGGUUGAAGCGCAUAUACUUCCCACGCACCUCAGCCUUCGCUAUCGAGCACAACGCACUAUAGCGAGACUAUACACUCUACCUCGUGACAACCCCAUUUGGGAUGCCCUGUCAAGAGCCCGGAAUCGUAAGAACAAUGUGGGAUCAUACGCCCGCUUCCCCAUUGCGGAAGCCUUAAAGACUAUGGAUGUCGACAGGCUCAACGCACUGGAAAUGAUUGACCCUCGCCCGUUGCUCCCGUGGCGGUCGGACGCCUUUACGGAGAUCGAGCUCGAUCACGACCGGGAAACAGCGAGAGAACGAGCAGAGAUUGUGAGGAACAUAUCUAAUAUUGCUAUCUACUCGGACGCCUCCGGUCGCGAGGGUUAUCUGGGGGCUGCCAUCGUCGCACUCAAUGACGACGAUGAGGUGAUGGAGUCUCAACAAAUCCAGGUGGGACCGAUGGAUAGUUGGUCGGUUAAUGUAGCAGAACUCAUUGGCAUCUUCUACGCGGUCAAAGUGGUGUUUAAGUUAGCUGAAGUCUGGAUUGCUCUUUCAACACAUCCGUUUCCCCUGUUCUUCGAACUGACAAUCAGGCGCUCAUUCCACAACCUGUUCAUUCAGUUCGAUCAACGUUUUAGUGCUAUCAGUUACUUUAAAAUCAACGGUAGUUGUAGAAGCAUGCUCACAAAAAAAUGUGGUGGUGAUGAAGAGAAGCCGCAUGGGGUUUGCAAACCAGCUGAUUAUGUAGACGAGACUACAUACCGCAAUUUCGGAGUACCCAGAGCUUUGAAGAAGGAGGCCUUGACACCUCAGCGAUAA